GCGCUCAUUGAAUCAUCACUCUUUUGUCAGAGGGGAUUGUGCACUUUGACGCUGAGACGCUGAGUCGAUCCGGGAGGAGGAGAAAAAACGAGUCGUAGGCGCCGAUCAAAAGGAAGGAAAGUCUCUGGUGGAACUUUUAGGGUUAUAGCAGGGGAUCUUGAAUUGUGGUGGAGUGGAGUGGAUUUUGACGUUAGGGUUUCUGGACAUUGAUGAAUCGAGCUGCCACUGCCAAUGCCAUUUUUGGCACUUUUGGAGGAACCUUCGGUGAUUUUUGAGGUACCGAAGAAGCUUGAGCUCCAUGUCUUGGGCAAGCCCUGAUGAAAUCUUUCUCUCCACUUCUCUUGCCAGCUAUCUUGACAAGAAGCUUCUUGUUUUGCUGCGAGAUGGUCGAAAACUAUUGGGAAUACUUCGUUCUUUUGAUCAAUUUGCAAAUGCUGUUCUUGAAGGUGCAUGUGAGCGAGUGAUUGUUGGUGAUCUUUAUUGUGACAUCCCCUUGGGUCUCUAUGUAAUUCGUGGGGAGAAUGUUGUCUUAAUUGGCGAGCUGGAUCUAGAAAGAGAGGAGCUUCCCCCACAUAUGACUCGUGUUUCAGCUGCAGAGAUAAGAAGAGCACAAAAAGCAGAAAGGGAUGCCACAGAUCUGAAGGGCUCCAUGAGAAAGAGAAUGGAAUUCCUUGAUUUGGAUUGAUGACAUGUCAGUCUUGUGCAAUUUUCCUGUCAUGUGUUAAUGCCAUGUUGUCCGCAAAUAUUAGCGCGGUUGGUUGGUACUCGAGAAACUACUAUGGGGAAAUAAUGUUUUGCUCCCAUUUUCCUGUAAUCUUGUUAUUCCCCGAAGACAGGUUUGGUAAGCUCUCCUGAGCGAUCCUGGCUGGCUGAUUAGUUUAAUGCAGUUAGAGAAUGAUGUCUUUAGUUAUUUUAAGAGUUCGAAACAAAAAUAAUGGUUCGCGUUCGUUUCUCAUGUGGGAAUUGGCAUUUAAGGGCAACCUAUUGGAAAGUAGGAUGAACAAGCUACCCUGCAAUACUGGUUGGCUCCAAUUAGCUACUUAAGAAGUUAACAUUCUUUUCUCUUCAUCCUGAAAGGUGAAGCAAGUUCCCCUUAAAA
Nelumbo nucifera (sacred lotus) is the source of this 1099-nucleotide messenger RNA. Its product is annotated as sm-like protein LSM1B. Gene Ontology annotation, molecular function: mRNA binding. Gene Ontology annotation, cellular component: P-body; Lsm1-7-Pat1 complex. Lineage: Eukaryota; Viridiplantae; Streptophyta; Magnoliopsida; Proteales; Nelumbonaceae. Gene Ontology annotation, biological process: deadenylation-dependent decapping of nuclear-transcribed mRNA. The record is from RefSeq and is a predicted model, not a curated record.